Calliphora vicina (urban bluebottle blowfly) is the source of this 2332-nucleotide messenger RNA. RefSeq names its product sodium-dependent neutral amino acid transporter B(0)AT3. The record is from RefSeq and is a predicted model, not a curated record. The transcript is spliced from 9 exons. The coding region runs from base 101 to 2287 and encodes 728 amino acids. NCBI's taxonomy places the organism in Eukaryota, Metazoa, Arthropoda, Insecta, Diptera, Calliphoridae. Gene Ontology annotation, biological process: sodium ion transmembrane transport. Gene Ontology annotation, cellular component: plasma membrane.
AAAGAAAACGCUUAACUUAUUUUUAAAUCCUUCAUAAAACUACGAAAACAAAACAAAAAAUUUAAACGAAAAUUCAUUAUCAUCGCAAACAACAACAAAAAUGGCAAAUACAGCACAAUUAUUAAGACGACAAAGCUCCAGGGAUAUUAUAUUAAAAACACAAAAGAGUAUUGAUCAACAUGAAUUAAGAGAGUUACGUGGCCGUCUAGUAACACAACAUAGUACAACAAGUAUAGGCAGUGGUCCUCGUAGUCAUCAUCAUGGUUCACAUCAUCAUCAUACACCCAUGUAUGGGGCAACAAAUCAAGCAUUUAUGUCAGACGCCUUCGAUGAGUCCUCAGAAUUGGAGGAAACCGAAGGACAAAGUAGCAGUAAAGCAGUGGCUGAACUGGUGGCAGCUAUUGAGAGUGCACCCGUUGAUAUAGUGGAGGGUGAAAAGGAGGGAGAAGAACGUGAAAGUUGGGAUAGUAAAAUAAUGUUUUUACUAGCGACAAUAGGAUAUGCCGUUGGCCUUGGCAACGUUUGGCGUUUUCCAUAUUUAGCACAGAAGAACGGUGGUGGAGCAUUCUUGGUGCCCUACUUUAUAAUGUUGUGUAUACAGGGUAUACCGAUAUUUUAUCUAGAGUUGGCAAUUGGCCAACGUUUACGUAAGGGAGCGAUUGGUGUAUGGAGUCAAGUAUCACCGUAUUUGGGUGGCAUUGGUUUGUCGUCGGCCGUGGUCAGUUAUAUUGUUGCAUUGUAUUAUAAUACAAUAAUUGCUUGGUGCCUCAUUUACUUGUUGCAUAGUUUUGAAUCCCCACUGCCUUGGGCAGAUUGUCCAACACGUCUAUAUGCCAAUUAUACGUAUGAUCAUGAACCCGAAUGUGUGGUAUCAUCACCUACACAGUAUUAUUGGUAUCGCACCACAUUACAGUGUUCGGAAAGUGUCAAUGAACCGGAAAAUUUCAAUUAUCAUAUGGCAAUAGCAUUGAUGGUAUCAUGGUUUCUUGUGUAUAUCUGUAUGGUGCAGGGUAUAACAUCAUCGGGUAAAAUUGUCUAUAUGACAGCAAUAUUUCCAUAUGUUGUAUUGAUUAUAUUCUUCUUUCGUGGCAUCACAUUGAAGGGCGCUUCUGAUGGUGUGGCUCAUCUAUUCACCCCUAGAUGGGAGACUUUAUUGGAUCCGGUUGUUUGGCUGGAAGCUGGCACGCAAAUCUUCUUUUCUUUGGGUUUAGCAUUUGGUGGCCUAAUAGCCUUUAGCUCUUACAAUCCGGCGAAUAACAAUUGCUAUCGUGAUGCCAUAUUGGUGUCUUUAACCAAUUGUGGCACUUCUAUGUUUGCUGGUGUUGUGGUUUUCUCCGUUAUUGGUUUUAAAGCCACGGCUACAUUUGAUCGCUGCACUGAGGAGAGAAAUCAGUUGAUAUAUAUGAAUAAAACUACAAAUUUACCGGUGUGCGAUUUAGAAAAGGAAUUGGCAAAUAGCGCCUCUGGCACCGGUUUGGCAUUUAUUAUAUUCACAGAGGCCAUUAAUCAAUUUCCCGGUGCACAAUUAUGGGCCGUAUUGUUCUUUUUGAUGCUGUUCACUCUGGGCAUUGAUUCACAAUUUGGUACAUUAGAAGGUGUGGUAACAUCUUUAGUUGAUAUGAAACUGUUUCCAAAUCUACCCAAGGAAUGGAUAGUUGGGGCUUUAUGUUUCUCCUGUUGCUUAAUAUCCAUGUCAUUUGCAAAUGGUGCUGGUAGCUACAUAUUUCAAUUGAUGGACAGUUUUGCUGGAAAUUUUCCUUUAUUGAUAAUUGCAUUGUUUGAAUGUAUAUCGAUUAGUUAUAUUUACGGUAUAAGAAGAUUUGCAGAUGAUAUAGAAAUGAUGACUGGUUCAAGGCCUGGUCUAUACUGGAUGUUUUGUUGGAAAUAUUUAUCACCCUGUGCCAUGAUUACCAUACUAACAGCUUCAUUUUAUCAAUUGCUCACAGAAGGCAGCAGUUAUCCCGCUUGGAUAGCAGCCAAAGGCCUGACCGAAAAUAUGGAAUGGCCUCAUUGGUGCAUAGUUAUAGCCUUUAUAUUGAUAUUAUCCUCCAUAUUAUGGAUACCCAUUGUGGCUAUAUUAAGAUUGUUUGGCAUUAAGGUGGUGGAAGACUCUGAUCCCGCUUGGUUCCCCGAGGCAGAACUCAAAGAAGUCCAUGGCAUUGUACCACAUGAACCCACUGAUAUUGAACGUACAAUAUUUUGCUUCAACAUGGACGGCACCGAGGGCAUGUGCUGUCCGAAAUAUGGUCUACCCGAAAAAUCCCUAGAAGAGGAGGAUGAAGAGUAAAAUGUAAUGUAAGUGUGUUCGAUUUUAAUGAAAUGACAACAACAA